GACGUUCGUUCGUUCGUUCGUUCGUUUCUUGCCGGACACCGAGGUCCCGGCCCUGAGGGCAGAUGCUGUGUCCAUGAACUGAUUGACUUUUUCGAUGGAAAGGGGUUCUAUUGGUUGCAUUGAUUGGUUGUCGUAGGCCAGGUUGAGCAUCGGCAGAAGCGGCAAUGAACAGGGAGAGCCAAAUGGCAUUUGGACGGCUCAGUGAAUCUCAAACAGCCGCAGGUGAGCAGCGGAGGAAGGACUGAGUGGCGGACCGAUGCGGACACACACUCAUGUGCUGCUCACUGAUUGCUCUGCUUUGUCUGCAGCGUGCUACGGCGGGCCUUGUGAUCUCUCCGAGCAGCAGCCAGAUAGCCUCGACAGCACAUUUGAUCCUGCUUCUUACGUGACAUGCUUCAAGUGCGGGGCGUCAUGUCAGCUAUCUGCGGCAUUUCGAGGAUGGUUCACACACGUGAAGCCCGUCAGAGAUGCGCCCGACUCGAUGGCUCUCCACGUGCGGCAGUGCGAAGGCUGCAAUUUCUGGGCUGGCAUCUACAUCGGCAAUCGUUGGUGGACGCUGCCUUGUGUGCUGAAGGCCCCUGAGGACAGAGAUGGCAUUGUCGAGGUGCCUACUGGCAUGCAUGUGGACCGGCUGCGCGUCACCCUGCUCUUGACGGGCAUCCACCUGACGGCGAUUACGUGGGGGAAAGGAGUCGGCUUCCUUAUGGGUAGGCGUGCACCGGCAAAUGGAUGGAUGGAUGGAUGGACUGAUUGCAAGAUGGGCAGCGUGCGCGUGUAUACCGUGCCGUUCAGGUGUGAGGAGCACCACCCCGACUUUCAUGUUGUGGCAGCGUGGAAUCCCCAUGGGUUUCUACUCUCUCGCCCCGUGCAGCCGCGAGGAUGAGGAGGGUGCCUACCACACCGUGACGCUCCUCAACGUCUUCGUCCGCCCAGACCGGCAGCGACAGGGCAUCGGGCGGCAGCUCAUCGACCACUUCCGCAGCAACUAUCAGUCAUUCUUCAUCCCGCCCCUCCCUCCCUACUCCCCCGUCCCCCCACCAGGCAUCGCGGCCCCCCUGUCUGACGCUCUUAGGGGCAUGCUGACGCGCCAUUACUCAGCAGAUGAGCUGAAGCAGAUGGUCUUGAUCCCUGAUGGCGGCGGCGAGGCCCUCGGCACCGUGUAUGACAAUGUGAUGGGCGGCGAAGAGGGCGGCGUUAGCAGCGGGCUCGGGAAGCGGAGGGGCCCUCCGACACCGGCAGCUGAUGAGAUGGAGAGGGAGGGGCAGGACGAUUCGUCAGAGAGGGACGCCAAGAGGAUGCGUGUGGAGGAGGAUGUGAGCAUGACAGCGGCUGCGAAGACGUGCGAGGGUGCCGAUUGACGGCAGGGCCUCCGCUGUUGUGGCUUGAGUACAGAGAGGAGGGAGGCGUGCAGCAGUGGCCUCCCUCCUUAGGCGAGUCGUCGAUUUGGUGUGGUGUAUGAGUCCAUAUGUCGUGAUGGCGAGUGCAUGUUGAUUGGAUUGUGCCUUGAUGUCAAUUUGUGAAGAGUGAUGGUGUGAGAGACAGUGCGGCGCGGUGCGGCAGGUGUACAGUACAGACACCAUCAGUACAUUUCAAUGGUACCUAGAUG
Vitrella brassicaformis is the source of this 1606-nucleotide messenger RNA. The record is from the annotation of a GenBank genome assembly. NCBI's taxonomy places the organism in Eukaryota, Vitrellaceae.